This is a messenger RNA of Drosophila eugracilis, 2069 nucleotides long. RefSeq lists its product as uncharacterized. The record is from RefSeq and is a predicted model, not a curated record. NCBI's taxonomy places the organism in Eukaryota, Metazoa, Arthropoda, Insecta, Diptera, Drosophilidae. The transcript has 4 exons. The coding region runs from base 346 to 1281 and encodes 311 amino acids. Gene Ontology annotation, molecular function: protein binding.
ACACGGUUACACUUUUCGCCACCAAAAUAAGCCGCCUGGCCACACCAGAACUGUUGCCUUUUUAUUUUAUUCCCGCAUUUCUUCGCUUCAAAGCGAUCGCUUUUCGGCUUUAAUCGAGGUCACAGGUCGCACUAGAACACGCCGAAAGCCGGAACGCACCCCACUUCGCCCCCUUGGACGAGGUGACCGCCGCUGUUGUUGUUUUUUGUUCGCCCUUAAAAACCAGCUGCUGCAUCUGUGUGUGCGCGCGUGUGUAUGUAAAGAAAGGGAGAGAAAGCAAACAAAGGAGACGGACAGAGUUAGAGCUAGUGCAAUAGAGGGAGAACGAGAGACCGAGCGAACGAGAUGGAUGUGGAGGAGAAUUACGAAAACGCCGCUGAGAUGCAGAAUAUGAAUAUAAAUCCGAAUUCGGAUAGCCAGCAGCAGCAGCAGCAGCAGCUGCAACAACAGCAACAACAGAUGCAAUGUGAACCGUUAUUCGGACUCACAACCAAUACAACAACAACCACAAAUCCAAUGAUGGCCAUACCCCUGCCUCCACCACCAGGAAUGCUGCCGCUGCCCCAUUCCACUUCGAGCAUCAGUCCGAAUUCGAAUCUGAAUUUGAAUUUAAACUCAAAUCCGAAUCCCAAUUCGAAUCUAAGUCCCAGUCCAUCCGCUAACGCAUCCGCAUCCGCCUUGAAGGGUCUGCCCACGAAUGACUUCGACAUCGAUUCGCUGCUGCUGCAACAGUUCAGCUGCAUGGGCACCACGGAUCACGAGGAUCUCAUCAGCCAGUUCCAGAGCCUCAUGAACAACCAGAUGAACCGGGAAUCGGCCAGGUUUUACCUCGAGAUGAGCAAUUGGAGCCUGCAGACGGCGGUCGGCUGUUACCUGGACUUCUGCAGCCUGCAGUCUUUGCCCUCGAUGAAGAUUGUACAGGGAAAGCACCUGAAUGCCCAGCAGCAGGCAUUCCAGCUGCAAAAUGACGGCACCGAGCGCUGGCCAAACAACUGCUAUCUAACCUCGCCCAUCCAGACGCAGCGCAUUAAUGUGCCCGCCCUGCGUCCCGGCGAAACAUGUGAUAUUCUGGCCGAUCUGAUGCCCACGCAGCCGCCGAUCAUGUGGCGGUUGUGCACUCCAAAUGGCUGGUACUUUGGCGAUGCCAUUUGGAUGAUACCGCCAGGCACGCAGGCCAGCCAGGACGAACUGCAGCAGCGGAUGGUGCAGCUGAUUACAUCGGAGGCCAAACCGGAUGUUUAUCCGCAGAUCAACAUCGUGAUAACCGCGCACACCCAAUGAACGGGCCGGCGUCCAGCAUCCUACACCUACUAGUCCGCCCUCCAGCGGAGUCUUCGGUCCUAAAACUCAUCGAUAGCAUUUCAUAAAAACAAAAACACAAACCUGCGAAUGCGACUAGACUCUUACCUCUCCCUCUAUUCACCCUCUUUUUCAAAUAGGCUUAAAGUUGUUCUUAGUAGUGGAUUUGUAUACAGACAGGAUCAAAAACAACAACAACAAAUAACUUUUAUACACUUUACGCCGUGCAUACUCGGGAGUAUUUAGUAGCCAACGCCAUUCACGUGUACAAUACAAUAUAUAUAUAAUUAUAUAUAACUGAUAUAUAUAUAUAUAUAUAUAUAUAUACGUACACAGCCCCCCAUGUUUAACUAGAGUUUUUGAGUUGAGAUUGCGCGGCCCUUCGUUGCUACCACCUUUAACUUCACCCCCCUUACACUCUCCAGUCCCUAAAUUUGGUGUCAGACGGAUCAGCUUUAUAUAUAUAGAGAGAUAAUAUAUAUAUCUUUUGGAUUGGCAGCGGAGGGCUAGCGCAGUCAUAGAAGGAAAGUGAAAGAAGUGAAAAUGAGUAUCAGAUUAUGUUCUUCUGUUAGUUUCUUUUUAGGCGGUAAAGUUGUGUGUGCGUGCGAUUGUUUAAUGCAUAUGAAUUAUAUAUUUUUUUCUUUAAUUUAAAGUCCUAUUUUUCGAGUAACCUAGAGAAGCAUGAUGAUUAAGCAGAAAACCUUGUAACAAAAUUAGAAUUAAGUGUUUUAUUGAGCAAAACAAAUGAAAGAAGCGGAACGAAUAAGAUA